AAUAUGUUAGUGGUGGGCACGGAUCCCAAAUAACAUCGAUAGUUGGGGGCGAAGAGACCAAAACAAGAACAGCCAACUCGGCCCCCACAAGUUCCAUCACUAGCUGUCCGUCUCCAACCUCCGCGAAUAAAACAGCUGCAGCGCGAAAUAAUCAUUUUGCUCAACCAACUAAAUACAAAAAAAUACAAAAAAAAUAUGGCCAAGAAAGCUCCAAAACAGCUGAGAAAACGAGUCCAAUAAGUAAUACUAUUAUUGCUCAACAUAAUUCCAUUUGUGCUCUUACAAGCUUCCAAAGCAACCAACCAACCAAUACACAAAAAAAGUAAAUAAAUAAAUUAAAAGAAAGUGACAAACAAAAAAAAAAGAAACAAAAAGAAAGUAAAGAAAGUGCCUAAAUCCCCGAUGUGUUUUCCGCCCAGAAGCUAGUACACCCACUUAAGGCGCUUAAAGCCUUGUCGUCUUUCCACCUCUCUCUCCAGCCUUUCCAGCCUUCAAUUAAACUAAAAAACAAAACAAAAAAGAAAUAAAAAACGACAAGCACAUGAGUUGGAUUAAUAAAAGUCAACUGGAAUAGGCCGAACCCCGCGCACAGACUGGUGUGUAUUAUGGAAAAGGCGAAGGCAUACAUCAAAAAUGAACUUCGCGGUGGCAGCCAGCAAUCCGAGCCAGCAACCACGCCCACUCCGCCCUCUCCGGCAUCGGCGCCGCCCUCGCUGCCCGCCAGCAAGCAUCCCUACCCGCCGGCCGAGCUGAUGCCCUCGCCGGGAGCGGCGGCAGCUCAUCGCACUCGAACGCCCGGCGACCCGUACCACUUGGGCUAUCCCCCGCAUCCUGGCCAGCACUUCUAUCCGCCGCACAUGGCCGGGGCAAGCGCCAAAUCGACCGGAAGGGCUUCGGCGCCACCCGACCAUCACCAAGUGGCGGCCAUGACGGUGUGCUUUGUGUGCGGAGGACAUGGCGGCUAUGAGCCGCAGCCCCUGCGGAUCCGAUAUAACGCCGAGCGACCAGCAGAGUCAUAUUUCCCCUUUCUGGAGCGACAUGAGCCACCGAACGGGGUACCGGCAGUGGCUCCCGGCCAGGAGUACGUGUGGGCGUGUAUGCUCUGCUUCCGGUCCCUCAACGAGCAGUGGGACGCCUACGAGCGGCAGAAGAAGCCGCUGCUGCAGCGCAUCUACCACAUGAAGCGGGUGGACGGCAAGGGCUACAUCGGAGCGGAUGUGGCCACCCAGAGCGAGUACGCCGCCCAGGUCCUGGGCCUGAGUGCCGAGCAUCUCACCCAGAACGGUGGCCUGGUGGAGGGCCAUGAUCCCUACGCUCUGUCCAGGCACUACUCGCCGCAGCAGCCGCAAGCCCACCUCCAGCACCAUCAUCUCAGUACCUCGAGGAAUGCCUCGCCCUCGCCAAAUCCCAGUGCCGCCGGUGGUGGUGGGGACUUCUACCCAAGGAACUCCACCACACCGUCGAGCAACCACAACCGGUACCUGAGUCGUCCGCAGUCGCGGGAUAUGCCGGUGGCCUCGCCCACAUCCCGACCGCCCAGCGAGCCGCCGGCGGCCCUUAGCCGCCAGUCGGGCAACUACGCCCAUCAGAAGUUCAAGCUGAGCUCCUCCCCGGCCGCCAAUCCACCGCCGGCUGGGUAUCCGGGCCAGGCGGCCUAUCAUCCCGCCCAGUACCAGCAGCUGCAGCAGCAGACGGCCGCCUACCACAUGCUCCAGCAGGUGAGCUCCGGCGGAGGCGCCGGAGGAGAACCAUCCUCGCACUACAAGGGCAAUCCCUACAGUGCCCUGCCGUCGCCUGGAAGUGGCCAACCACCUUUACCGACUCCCAGCGCCGACGACGACAAUGCCACGGUACUGGACCUCCGGAACUCCUCCUCCAGCGCCAGUGCUCCCCCGCCGCCGGCCGCCCCUCGCAGUGCCAGUGCGGCGCCGUCCUCUAGCCAGCCCCAGUCGGAGGUGGGCAUCCUGGACCUCUCCAUGCCCGACAAGAACUCCAUCACGGAGGUCUGCUACGUCUGCGGCGACGAGCAGCGCCGCGGCAGUCUCAUGGAGCUGAGUACGGUGAAGCCCCGGGAAACGGGAAGACCUGGCCAGGCGGUGGCCUAUUUUCCGCUCUUCAACGAGCAGCAUCCGCGUCCAGCUCGCUCCCGUCCAAAGGAUCCCCGGGGAAUGAUUCAGGCGUGCCUGCCCUGCUACGAGGACCUCAUGCAUCAGUGGAAUGCUCACCAGGCCUCCCACAAACCGGAAUCGGAGCGAUCCUAUCAGUUGCGAAAACGCUCAACGCCUGCGGCCGAGAGAACAACCUUCGUCUGCUACACCUGUGGCUCGGACACGCCCUCCUCCCAGCUGCGCCUGGUCUACUGCUGUCCCAAUGCCGAGCGGGAGCCGUACUACUCCUUCAUCAAGACCAUGGUCGCCUACAAGAACGCUAGUCCCAUUAGUCCGCAGGGCAUGGUCCAGGUCUGCUCCGCCUGCAAUGAGAAGCACAGCAGCCAGGCGGAAGGUGGCCCGCCCCCGGCUGCUCACUCCAGUGCUUCGCCCAGCAUGGGACACGCGGUGGAAUCCAGCUCGGCGAUGUACAAUUCCAGCGGAGCGAUAGCCGGCAGCAGUGCGGCCCCGUUCGGCGGACGCAAUUCUCCGUCGGAGAAGUCCCUGGCGAAUUCAGAUUCCACGAGUAACGUGCGGUUUAGGCCCUACGAGACGAACUCUAACAAUUCCAAUUCAAACACGGCACGCGACCUCAAACAAAUCCGUCGCAGCGAUUCCCGGCCCAAUUCCCCCAGUUCCAGUCAAGGAGGAGCCAUCGAAAAUGGUCACGGCCAGUAUCCUUGUUCCAUUUGCAAAGUACUCUGUCCCUCAAACAAAAUGGAUUGGCUGUCCACCAGUGCCGAGCACAUGAAUUCCCAUGCGAUGCACUUUCCCUGUCUCAAGGCCAAUGCCGUAAACAGCACCAGCAGCUCCACUAACAACAAUAACAAUAACAACAGCAACAAUAAUAAUAAUAAUAACAACAACAACAACAGUAAUAAUAAUAACAACAACGAGUUCAACAGUAAUCGCGUGUUGGCCUGCAAGGACUGCAAGGAAUACUUGGCCAGCCAGUGGGAGUCUAUGGAUGCCGAAAGGGUUCCGCUCGAGCACAGAAGAUACAACAUUCCCUCGCCCAUGAUGAACUCCAGCUCGCCAAACGGAUCUCGGCACGGCGCCAUGAGCAUCAACACACCGCCCUCCACACCAUCCAUAUCGUCCUCGACGGCUGCCAGCCAGUCCAUCUACUGCUUCCUGUGUGGCCUGCACUCGGACUUUUCCUUUGCCCGGAUUCUAUAUGCCAGCAAGGAGGGAUCGAGACCUUAUUUUCCUCUACUGCUGAAACACAACGCCCUGCCCAAUGCUGAGCAAUUGAGAAACAAUUUUUCAUUGGUCUGCACCUUCUGUUACCAUUCCAUGCUGAAUCAGUGGCGCAAAUAUGAGGCACAGAGUCCCAGCGUGAAUCCGGCGGAUCGCAAAUACAAUUGGCACGAUUACAACUGUCACCUGUGCGGGAUUACGACAUAUAGGAAACGGGUGCGGGCACUGCCAGUCAACGAUUUUCCGUUUGUGAAGAACCAGAAGAGCGAGGAUGGCUUGCUGCUUGAGAAUGGAGAAUUUGCGGUCGUUUGUUUGGAUUGCUAUGAGAGUUUAAGACAACAAGCCUCGCAGCAUGAUCGCUUCGGGGUGCCCAUAUCGAGGCGGGCCUACAACUGGGUGCCCCAGCCGCCGCCCCCCGAGGAUAGUCCCGAGUCCGCAGUGGCCCGAUUGCCCUGCGGCGAGCGCUCCGAUCGCAUUCUCAUCAGCAACGCUCUGAGGCCCGUGCCAGGAAAGAAAACGACAUCGCCCAAGCAGUACGACAAGUCAAAAGAAGUGCCGCCGAAGGCUGGACAGAAACGACCGGCCACCAGUCCUGCGCCGCACAUCCCAGUGCCGCAUCACCUGCAAACGCCUCCCGGCGGCGGCGGCGGUGGUGGUGGUGGGGGCGGAGGCUCCACGGUGGCUAGCAGCCCGGCUCCGCCCACCGCCGGUGGCAACCCUCUGCUAAACCACGCCCUGCCCAGCAAUCACAUCGGUACCCCCUCGCCGCAACAGCAUCAGCAGCACCAGCAGCAGCAACAGCAACAACACCAGGCCCAGCAGCAGGCGGUGGCAGCUGCAGUGCAGCAGCAGUUGGCGGCCGGAGUGGGCUUGCCCCCGGGAGCCAUCGGAGCGGCUUCGGCGGCAAACAGUCGCGGCUCCUUUGCUGCCGCUCUGCGGACGCUGGCCAAGCAGGCGGACAUCAAGGAGGAGGAUGUGGGCGGCGAACGGAGUGUGCCCACAUCGGCAGCGGGAGGUCCACCGCCGUCAUCGGGCCCGGGGCCCCUGAACUCGGUGGCAUCGCGUGUGGGCUCGGACAGACCAGGCGAUGACAGGGUGGCCAGCAACAAGAAGAGGUCACCACCAUCGCCCCAGCCGCCGGAGAAGAUUGCCCGGCUAAGUCAUAUUCCGCAGGCGGCAUCGCUGCAACCAGAACUGUUGGCCAGGAGCGGAUUCCAGCCCUACAGAUCGGAUGAGCGGCUGAUGCAUCCGGCAGGAGCCUUUCCUCUGGAGGCGUACUCGCAUUUUGCCGGCUUGCCAGGAAUCCCACCAGCGGCUUUCCUCAAUCCCGCCGGACUGCCGUAUACGGAACAGCUUUACCUGGAGCAUCGCUACCAACUGCUCCGUGCCGCCAAUGCCCAUCCCUCGCAUCCCCAUGCGGCCGCUUUGUACCCACAGAUGGCCUCCCCCUACUCGCACCUCUACUCGAUGAUGCCGGGAGCGGCGCUGGGCAUUUCGCCGGCCAUGCACGACCGGAUCAAGCUGGAGGAGGAGCACAGGGCGCGACUGGCACGCGAGGAGGAGCGCGAGCGGGAGCUGCAACGCGAGAAGGAGCGAGAGCUGCGGGAACAGCGCGAAAAGGAGCAGCGAGAGAAGGAGCAGCGCGAAAAGGAACAGCGGGAAAGGGAGCAGCGCGAGAAGGAGCAGCGGGAGAAGGAGGCCCGGGAGCGGAAGCUGCGGGACGAGGAGCGCGAAAGGGAGCGGGAGCGACAGCAGUUGCUCAACGCCUCGCAUCACUACUCGAAUCAGCUGUACUCGCCACUAAAUCGCAACCUCUUGGGCUCCAUGAUGCCCCAUCUCAACCUGGGCCUGCGCGGUCCUCCCGGGCCGUUGCACGGUCUCCCUGGAAUGUCGCACUACCAUGCGGCAGCUGCCAAUGCCCAGCGUCAGAGUCCACACGCGGCUAUGGGCCUCAACCUGGGCAUGGCGGGACUACCGGGCGUGGGUGUCUCCCCUCUGGGAGGCCAUGGGCCGCCCAAUUUGCAGCACCACCUGCAGCAGGCUGCCAUGGGACUGGCCCAUCCGGCGGCCGCUGGCCUAACGCAUCCUGGAUUCUCGGCUGCUGCCCUGGGGCUGAGUGCUCAUCCGCAUAGUCUGAACCUCAGCCACCCGCAUAUGUCGCCGCAUCAUCCCGCCUCGCUGGCUGCCGCCCAUCAGCUGCCACCCCACACUUCGGCGGCGUCGGUGGGCGGAGUGGGUGUGUCCAGCAACUCCAUUCCCGUGACGUCUAGCUCCAGUUCCUCUGCAUCCUCGCCACAUGCCAGCCUUAAUCUUACAGCGGCUGUGAAGCUCGGAGCGGAGCAGUCGGCCCCCACUUCGACGCCCAGCGGGAGCAGUGGCAGUGGAGUACCGCCCACCACGUCCAGCUCGCACAUUCCUCCCAUGAGUCACUACUAUCCCAUGAGUCACGGCCAUUUGGCGGCCAUGCAUGCGGCCGCAGCGGCUGCCAGCGGCCUCACUCCGACGGCCGCCCACCAACAGCAGCCCAUUUCGCUGCCCAGCUCUCCGAAGAUCACGCCACCCAUAACACCAUCCUCCUCGGCUAAUGGUGGCCGGGCCGGCGGCAGCCCCCACGCCAUGAGGCAUCACAUCGCCGCUGUGGUGGCGGCUCAGCAGUCGGCACUGAUCGACAAGGCAGCCACCCCGAUUUCCCAUGAGCCAACCACUUUGGACUUGACCGGAUCGAAUUCGAAUUCGAGCAACCAGGCACCGUCGAAUACCAGCACUGGACAGCCGGCCACCCACGAGCUGAACGGAGCCGAAUCCAAUGGAGCUUCGCAGGGGGAGAGCAAAGAGCAGGGCGCUCUGGGCAAAGAGGAUCCCCUGAAGAGCUCUCCGCCACCAGUGGCGCUAGACAAGAAGCCAGCCACCCCGAACACCGUGCUGGAGAAGCCUCUGCACCCGGACAGCUCCCCCGAGCAGGGAUCGCGACGCAGCGCCAGCCCACAGUCGGAAACAAACAACUCGCUGCCAGCAGCUGGCGUCACUCCAACAUCAGAUGAGACGAAACCGCAGUUGGGAGCAUUAGGACGCAGCAAUAGCGCCGAGGAGGCCACCGCCUUAUGACACCAACUCUUCAGCAAUUCGAACAACUAACUAAUGAAAAACUACAGCGACAUUGGGAUGUACUUGCUCUCGGAGCGAGCUCUUCAUCAGCAGCGCAAGCGAAUGCUCGACGAGUUCCUGAAGCUAUAGGUUAAUCCCGAUCGGAGCGGAACAUAGUAUAGUACUGUAGUACUAUAUGUACUAUAAAUCGCAUAACAGAUAUCAGAUAUUUGUUUGUUCUCGAUGUUACAAUCUACAGUUUACCCAACAAGUUGAAUACAAUUCUACCACAAUUAAAGAUUUUGAAUUGGUGUAAAAUAAAUUAAAAAGAAAAAAAAACAGUCGUAUCUGCAUAAAAUGUAAAUUAUUGUGACAUAUUCCGAAAGUAAUAUAACUAAUCUCAAAUUAUGGUAUAAGGAUUUUAGGUAAUAUGUACUUCUUGCAUAAAAACUCUCAAUGUAGUCUUUUGUGUGGAAAUGUUCAUUGCCCGAGCAAACUAUUGUUAGGUCUACAUUAAGUAAGAAAUUUAUAUAUAUACAACAGAAUCAGAAACAGAAACAGAAACAGAAAUUAUACAAGACAUACUGGGUAGCUAUAUAUUUUAUUCUUAAAUUGCUAAUUGCUAAUAAUUGUGAUUUGGAGAGUACGAAAACGAAACAAAAUAAAACGGACGUAACGUAAUGAAUACAAAGUGGGUAAAAUGGAACUGAAAUUUAGAUAAAAAAUCAAAUCAAAAACCUAGAAAGAUAUUCUGAAACGGAUUAGAAGUGAAGAGCAAAAGGCCGAAAUUAUUUUUCGAAAUUAAAUAACUUUUGUACGACACCCUUUGGCCCUUAAAUGUAUACUUUAUUUUUAUUUAUUUGUGAUUUGGAAUAUUUUAGAUGCAAUCUAGGAGUGUACCCAAAAUCUUCAGACAGGUAAUGAAAAUGUUAGUUAAUGGAGACGUACUACCAACACACACACUAUAAUUGAUGUUUAUAGUAAGUAGUUAAUACCUUUAAAAAUCCAAGACAAACUCUCAAAAGAUAUAGAAUCUAGUUUUCAAGCCCGUUUCCAACUUUCGACCCUCCUCUAUCUUAACUCCAAUAUUUUGUUUUUUAGUUUUUGAGAUUGCCUAAAAUUUUAUGACAUGUGAAGAACGGUUUAUAUAUAUUUUAUUGCAUAAAUCUCGAGCAAUCUGUGAUAUUAUAAAAAAAAAGAGAAAAUUAAAAACCAAAAAAACCACAACUUUGAAAAAAAUCAUUGCAUAUGAGCCUUGGGACCCGGGAUAUAUAGAGAAACUCCCGAUGAAGGCCAUCAAAGUGUUUCGAUUUAAAUUCAGCAUGAAAAUGUUCGCCAUAUGCAAAGUCGACUUUCCUUUUGACAAAACUAUUGUGUAUGUACCAGUUAAACUGAAAAUGAAAAUAUAUUUUAAUAACUAAUCGUAAUAGAUUCUUGAACGACACACACAGAUAACUGAAAUCAAUUGGCGUGCAUAAAGUAACUUAUUCCCCAAGAUGCCAUGCGAUAGCUAAUCAACUACUGCAAAAUAGUUUCAAAUACAAAAAAACCUUAUCAAAUUAAAGAAAACGAUCAACGUAAAUUAAAUGUACUGUGACUCCCCCUCAAUCUUCGUUGUGUGUGUAAAAAAUAAAUGAAAAAUAAAAAACAGAAUACAAAAUGUAAAAGAUUAAACUGUAAGCUAACCGAAACGCAAUCGAAAAUCGAAUUCCAUUACAGAAAUCCAACAGAAAUACUAAAUAGCAAUAGAAUUAAGAAGGAGCGUUCGAGCCACUAGCUUCAAAAUAACAAAUCUUCGUUAUAGAUUGUUGGUUUGAACUUUACGGCUUGGGCUCCUUUUGCAGAUCCCCUCAAAACCACAGGCCAUACAUGCAUCCAUAGAUAUAUCACUUGAUCCAAACACAAUAGCAUAGCAAAAUAAACCAUGUGGCAAACGAUAUGCAAAACAAACAUUUAAACAAUAUUGUGCAACUUUACAUAAGGCAUUUAUGAUUUUAUGAAAUAAACUGUACUUAAGGAUA
This is a messenger RNA of Drosophila ananassae, 8452 nucleotides long. It is a transcript of the gene px, whose product is annotated as histone-lysine N-methyltransferase 2D. The transcript has 15 exons. Lineage: Eukaryota; Metazoa; Arthropoda; Insecta; Diptera; Drosophilidae. The coding region runs from base 606 to 6452 and encodes 1948 amino acids. The record is from RefSeq and is a predicted model, not a curated record.